GAAACGGAAAACUCAAAGCCGAGACAGUACUCUAGCUUCUCCGGCGACUCCAGGAGCGCCUCUUUGCACCUCUCUUCUUCUCUCGCUCUCUGUUUCUGAGGUUCUGCAAGAAGUAAAACAUGUCAGUUCUUAUUGUGACGAGCCUUGGUGAUAUAGUAAUUGACCUUCACUCGGAUAAAUGCCCUUUGACUUGCAAGAACUUCCUUAAGCUUUGCAAGAUCAAGUACUACAAUGGGUGUCUUUUUCACACUGUGCAAAAGGAUUUCACAGCACAGACUGGUGAUCCAACUGGUACGGGAGCUGGUGGAGAUUCAAUCUACAAAUUUCUGUACGGUGAGCAGGCUCGUUUUUACAAAGAUGAGAUUCAUCUUGAUUUAAAACAUUCAAAGACCGGCACUGUUGCAAUGGCCAGUGGUGGAGAGAAUCUCAAUGCUUCCCAGUUCUAUUUCACACUUCGUGAUGAUUUGGACUAUCUUGAUGGGAAACACACUGUGUUUGGACAGAUUGCUGAGGGGUUUGACACUUUGACUAGGAUAAAUGAAGCUUAUGUUGAUCCGAAGAACAGACCCUAUAAGAACAUUAGAAUCAAGCACACACAUAUACUUGAUGAUCCAUUUGAUGAUCCCCCACAGCUGGCUGAAAUGAUGCCAGAUGCUUCCCCUGAAGGAAAACCGAAAGAAGAGGUCAAAGAUGACGUGCGGCUUGAAGAUGAUUGGGUUCCAAUGGAUGAAGAACUUGGUGCUCAGGAACUGGAGGAGGUUAUCCGCGAAAAGGCAGCCCAUUCAAGUGCUGUUGUACUUGAAAGUAUAGGAGAUAUCCCCGAGGCUGAGGUAAAACCUCCUGACAAUGUGCUGUUCGUCUGCAAACUGAAUCCAGUGACUGAGGAUGAAGACCUCCAUACCAUUUUUUCACGCUUUGGAACCGUUGUAUCGGCUGAUGUAAUCCGGGAUUUCAAGACAGGUGACAGUUUGUGCUAUGCUUUUAUAGAGUUUGAGAACAAGGAGUCAUGCGAACAAGCGUACUUUAAGAUGGACAAUGCUCUGAUCGAUGAUAGACGGAUACAUGUGGAUUUCAGUCAGAGUGUGUCCAAACUUUGGUCACAGUUCAGGCAAAAAGACUCCCAAAAGGGCAAAGGUAAAUCUUUUUUUUUUUCUCCUCCCUAUGGAAUAAGUGACCUGCUAUAGACGAAACAAGUAAUGAAAUCCUUGGCAAACAUGAAACAGGGAAUGGGUGUUUCAAAUGCGGCUCGACGGAUCAUAUUGCCAAGGACUGUGUGGGUGGUCCGUCUUCAAAGUUUAUUGUAAAAGAUCAAAACAGACAGCACGGAGGAGGUGAAGGCUAUGAGAUGGUGUUUGAGGGUGAUGUGCAUGAAACCCCCAAGCAUAAUAGUCAUGAGAGGGAGAGGAGUGAGAAGAUUCAGAGGAGAAGUCCUCAUGGUAAUGGGGAAGGCAAAAGACAGCACAGAGAUGAACGUGAUGAUGGUAGAAGACAGCAUGAUCGGGAAGACGCACGAGAACUGGAGAGGAAACACAGAGAGAGAAAAGAAAGAGAGAGUAGGGAAGAUGAAGACAGAAGAAGAAGAAGACGCCGUGAAGAGUCUAGAGAUAAAGAGAGUCGGAGAGAGAGAGACGAAGAUGAUCAUCGGAGUCAUAGAGAUUAUAAAGAGAGGAGAAGAGAGAGAGACGAUAGACAUGGAAGAGAAGCUAGACAUGAGAGAAGGGAUAGAUGAAAUCAUGGGCUUCUCAUUUUAAGGGAUAGAUGAAAUCAUGGGCUUCUCAUUUUUGCUCUAUGCGGUUAAGGUUUAUAGUGUUUAGUGGGAUUUGUAUUAAUGAGGUUUUUGAACUACGGAGAAAUGUAUCUUUUGAGUUUUUUGACUAGUGAAGUUCUAAAUUCUCUCUAUUAAGUUCCGAGGCAUUAGAUGAUAAAACAGUUAAAGAAAGAGACCAAACCAAU
Molecule: messenger RNA, 1953 nt
Organism: Arabidopsis thaliana (thale cress)
Lineage: Eukaryota; Viridiplantae; Streptophyta; Magnoliopsida; Brassicales; Brassicaceae
Gene: CYP59
Product: cyclophilin 59
Exons: 11
Coding region: 120-1184 (354 amino acids)
Cellular component (GO): nucleus
Molecular function (GO): zinc ion binding; RNA binding; peptidyl-prolyl cis-trans isomerase activity
Source: RefSeq, marked reviewed